Ctenocephalides felis (cat flea) is the source of this 1373-nucleotide messenger RNA. RefSeq names its product beta-1,4-N-acetylgalactosaminyltransferase bre-4. Gene Ontology annotation, molecular function: N-acetyl-beta-glucosaminyl-derivative 4-beta-N-acetylgalactosaminyltransferase activity. The record is from RefSeq and is a predicted model, not a curated record. NCBI's taxonomy places the organism in Eukaryota, Metazoa, Arthropoda, Insecta, Siphonaptera, Pulicidae. Gene Ontology annotation, biological process: glycosphingolipid biosynthetic process; carbohydrate metabolic process.
CGUUUUAUUUGGUUUGAAUAUAAUGGAAGUGUCUAGUUAUAACAUCUUUUAUAUGGCAAGGAGUGCAAAAACAUCUAAAAUCAAAAGAAGUUAUCUAUUUGAAAGAUAAUGUGACACACAGGAUCCUUUGCACAAUUCCUCCCAAUUAAUUGUGCAACAAUGAAUAUUUAUCGAAACUGUAUGCACUUCCUUCGUUCCUAUAUUUGUUAUUUAUUAUAUAUUUUUGUUAUCCUUUACUAUGGGAAUCCGAUAGCAUGUAUGCAAAAUUUCUUCGUUUUAAAUUAUGAGCAGCUAGAAUCUAAUUUACUGAGGAAGUCUAACCUCAAUUUAACCAAAGAUCAGUUGUUGAACAGUCCUUGCACUUAUGACAAUGUAUUAAACGAUACUUCCUCAACCAAUGUCCAAUCAUUAUCUUCGAGUAUAUUGAAAACUUACAAAAUAAACAAUGGAGGAGAAUAUAUUCCUGAAAACUGUAUCCCUCAAUUUAGCACAGCUAUUGUAGUGCCUUACAGAAAUAGAGCAGAGCAGCUUAAUAUUUUUUUGACAUACAUGCAUAACUUUUUAUACAGGCAGAACAUACAUUAUAGAAUAUUUAUAAUAGAACAAUUCGACAAUAAAUUAUUUAAUAGAGCUAAACUAUUGAAUAUAGGGGCUAAGGUAGCCUUAGAAUUUGGUUUUCCUUGCUUGAUAUUACACGAUGUGGAUCUCCUGCUUAACAGAGGGAAUUUAUAUGCUUGCACAAAUUUACCAAGGCAUAUGUCAGCUAAUUUAGAUAUUUUUAGAUUUAAUCCACUGUACCCAGAAUUAUUUGGUGGAGUUGUAGCUAUAUCCGCAUCAAAUUUCAAAGUAAAUGGCAUGUCCAAUUUAUUCAACGGAUGGGGUGGUGAAGAUGAUGACUUCUACAGACGUCUGUCUCAUAAUGGGAUAGAAAUUUGCCGUUUUCCAUCAAAACUUAGUCGAUACACAAUGCUAAAACAUUCUCAUGAUGCUCCAAGUGAAGAACGAAAAACGCUUUUAGAAACCGGCCCACUACGAUAUAAGACAGAUGGUCUUAUAUCUUUAAAAUAUAUUACCAAAGCCUUUAGACUGCAUCCAUUAUUUACCCAUGUUCUAGUUGAGUUGUAAUGGAAAUUAGUUUUAAGACACGUGAUAGAUUACUAGUACAAUAUUUACACGAAUGGUAGCAGAGAAAAAUAGGAUACGAACUAGAGAUAUGAAAAUUAGUAAUAAAGUAUUUAACAGGUAAGAUGGAUAUGGAGAAACAAGAACUAAAAUGUUGUAUUAAACCAAAAGAUUAUUUUGGAUUUCUGUUAUUAAAUUAAUUUAUUAUGUUGAAGAAAAAGUGAUAACAUAAUAUACGGCUUAAAAACCAU